UGCCUUCAGCAUGGGAUCUGUUACACUUUGUAAGAGAAUGUAAUAAUUAGUUUCUUUGUUUAAAAAAUAAAAAUAAAAAAGUAUACCUUUUCACACAGAUCGUCAUUUCAAGUUGCAGCUAAGGUAUGUACUGUUAACUUGUACACAUAUUGUAUUUGGUUUUUUUGGUCAAUUAGUUUUUUAAUUCUAAUUUAUAUUGACAAAUCGUUAAGUAAAAAAUGAAAAAUAAAAUCCCUGUUAGCGAAUUUAGAGGAAGCAUAUUUUUUUUUCCUGUUUCUUGAUGCUAUUUACAUUUAAGAUGUUUUAAAUUUAAAAAAAAAACAAAAACAAAUAGUGUGGGUAUUAGUAGUCUUGUUAAAACUCGUUUUAAAAAGGACUGACCUUUUAGUUAGAGUAGCAGAGAAGAACACUAAAAGUCCCUUUGAUACACUUAGUCAUUUAUUCAACUCGAAUCUUGUACUCAAUAGUCAUUUUAUAUGAAACUCGAUACACGAUGGGAUUAACGAUUUUUAAACACUGCAGCAAAAGAAAUAAUGCAUUGUGUCUUUCUUUGUUUCAGCCUACAAAUUAAUGGCAAAAGGUAUAGAAAUUUUAACUGCACCUUGGGGUUAUGUAAGUCUUCUAGUUCUGAUGAUGGCAGUACUGCUGUGCUUUGUAAUAAUAUUAUGUACUAGAAAUAGUCGAAACAAAAAGUGUAAGUUAUUUAUGCUUGAGUUUGUCAUCUUUUUUGAAAAAAAAUUUCAUCAGCCACACUAUUUUACGUUUUAAUAUUCAAUCAUAAAUUGUUUAUCAAAAAAUAAAUUUAAAGAACUAGGCUGUUAGAAAAAUGAAGUCGAAAUAAAUAAUUGUCAAACUGUAAAUUCUAUAUGUUCCUUGCAUUGAUUUGUCUUCCCUUUUUCUAGCCAAAUUUUAGUGAAAACAAUACUUGAUCGCUAAAAUAAUUUACAUUAAAUCUAUUCUUGAAUUAUGAAAUAUAGUUUUGUUUUACAAAACUUUUUUUUAAAAAUUAUUUUUUUAAAGAAAAUAUUUGGCAAGCUUCCAUAUUUGUUUUGAUAUAAAUACAUUAUAUGAUAAUUCUCUAGUUAUCCAUGCAUGGCUGUAAUGAUGUGUUCAGUAAAUAGAAUUCCAGGAAGGUGGCACUACUUGGUAUUCUUAUGAGUGCUUUUCUUAAAUACAAUAUUCAUCAAGUAACUCGAGAAGCUGGGAAGUUAACGCAUUGCUGCCGUCAGUGUUUGGCCGGUUCUUUCUAGUAUGUAUACAUUGUGUGUAUAUAUGUAAUUGAUCAUACAUUACUUUUGUCUAACUUAUAAACACACAUAUAUUACCCUCAGCCUCGGAAGCUCAGAUAGAAGAAGCAAAGGAAGAAGAGGAAAAGUCUGAGAUACGUACACAAGAAGAAAUGCGUAGGAGUGACACAAUCAAAUACGUCAAAUUGAACAUUGAAAAAGACAAGUCAUCUUCAAGUCCAGAGUCUGAGCACAUUUCUGACGAAACGCCACAGGCGCACCAUUACGAAAAUGUGAACACCAUGGUCGCAGAUGUCCAUUUAGCAUGCGACGGUGGUGGUGGUGGUUCAAGUAAAGAAAUCCCCGUAGAACAUAUAUAUGACACGGUGAAGCCAAAACCACAUAUUGACAAUCCAUAUGCAAAUGUUGAAUAUAAAGCACCGAGCUAGGAGCAUGGUGGGUGUAUUCAUCACACAUACAACGAACUCUAUUUAAA
Messenger RNA from Lymnaea stagnalis (great pond snail), 1722 nucleotides. Lineage: Eukaryota; Metazoa; Mollusca; Gastropoda; Lymnaeidae. The record is from the annotation of a GenBank genome assembly.